UGCAGCCUCCUCCUCCCCCCUCCCUUCGCCCGAUGGAAACCCCGGGCGUGAUGUCAGCCCUGGGACAGAGCGGGAAGGGGAGGGAGGAGUCAGCGGCGGAGCGAUGCUGGCUGGCGAAGGGACGCGCGGCCGGCUCACAGGAGGAGAGGGCCACUCACCCAGCCACCGGGGAGGAGGCGGGCGCCGGAACUCGCCCUUGGGUGGCUAGGCGGCGGGGUUGGUGGGAGUCGUAGCCUUGGGGCUCGCUCUUGGGCGCGCGCAUGUCUGUCUGGGUGCGGCAGGGCUUCCUCCUCCCUACGGACAGACACUUAUAUUAAUUGAUUGCCUUUUGGUGUGGUUCGCUGCCCGAAACCUCUCCUGUGUUCCCAUGUCUAUUUUCUCCCUUGGUUUUGGUUUCUCGCAGAUCGGCUUUUAGUCUCCCUAAAGGGUUCUCUUGGAUUCUGUGGGGCUGCCCGCAGAAUGGAGGAGAAGGGCCGCAUCUCAAGGAGAGAACUGGAAAGAACUUUAAGGAGCUGCCUGCGACCUUGACUUGGACACCGGAUGGACAGGCUCUGACAUGAUCUAUAAGGAAAUGUCUAGUGGAUGGUUUUCGAGAAGCUAUGAGGACUUCUUGUACCUCGGUGGAGAUUACACUGCCCUUUCUAUGCACCAGGCUGUGAGUUUGAGCAUCGGUACAUCUGGAUGAUAUGUGGAGCCAUGGUUGAUCCUGAGCAGAUCUGGGUGCCAUUUCCUUCUUUCUGCUGCCUCAUGUGUGGGAGAAGAGAGAGCUCUAUUGCCUGUGCCUGAUCCAUCAGCUUUUGCCUCCAUCAUCCACCACCUUUGACUCAACUUUCCAGGAUUUCCUCCAUUGCUUUGCCCUGCCUGCUUCAACUUCAUUUUUUCACCGCCUUUUAAAAAAAGGCUCGGGAGAGAAGGGCGGUUCUCCAAGGCUGUGUUUGUUUGAAGCUUCUGCUGCCCCAUCCUGAGAAGAGAAGAGCCUGCCUCUUCUUCUGCAUUUUCAUCUUUUUGGAACAUAAGGCUUGGAAGUUUCUUCUGGCUUUCUGCCCCAUCCUGAGAAGAGGAAGACUGAAGAAGGAAGACCACCAGAGCCGCAAAAGUGGACUGCAGCAGCAGACAGAGAGAGCCAGACCCGGCGUUUAUGAAUACACUGAGUGAGAGUAGUACCCGUCUGUAGUUUUUACACACACACGCAAACACGUCUCUGAUCUAGUAUUGUGUAUUUUGGGUUUCUUUCCUGCUUGGUGGCAAGGGUCUCUAUUAUCUGGAAUUUUGUGUUUGGGGGGUUUCUUUCCUGCUUGGCGGAAGAGUAAUGGCAGGCAGGGGGAAGGUUAGGGGUUUUGUUUUUCCUGCUGGUCGAGGUAGGGUGCGGCAACGGAGGGCUAUUCCUAAAGCCCCAACCCCUGCUUCAGCGCGCAGGCUUGACUUCUCUAAAGAUGGCACUUUGCCAGGGCGGCCUGCGGCCGGGCAGAAGCUAGGGGGGAGGGCCUCGCCGGCCAGGGAGGAAGAAGAAGUUCAAGUGGCAGGUGUGGAGGUGGUGCAGGCUGUCAGUCCAGCCAAAUCCACCUUGCAGCCCUCGGGGGGUACUGUGGGGGGUGGGAGCCCAGGGGUUGUGUCUGAGGAGUCCAUGGAAGAGGAAGUGCCUGUGCUUCUCCCUGGGCCUUCCCAGGCCAGUGCUGGCAGCGUGCCCAGGAAGAAACCAGCAGAAGAAACGCCACCAGCUAGGCGACGUCGUGUCGCAAGAGCUUCCGGCAGUGUGGUCUGGGAUCACUUUGAGCUUUGCGUUGGAGAUCCCAGCUAUGCUAUUUGUACCCACUGCAAGGUGCAUGUCAGCAGAGGCAGGGACCCUAAGCACUACAGCACGUCCGGUCUGCUGGUGCACCUGCAACGGCGACACAUGGAUGUGGUGGAGAUCUCUGCAGACAGUGGCACUAGGCUGCCACGUGUAAGUAGUAGUAGCAGCACCACCAAGAUGCAGCCAGUGGCUCCUGCUCAGAGGCGGGGGAAACUGACUGAGUGGUGGGUGCAGCAUCCGGGCAAGCGUUCUGAUCGUCUGAAGCCACAUCUCAUAACCCGGGCCAUUGGGGAGAUGAUUGCUCUGGACGACCAGCCUUUUAAUAUUGUGUGCAAUGUUGGCUUCCGCCGUCUGCUCCAGCUGCUCGCCCCAGAGUACAAGAUCCCAUCACGCACCACAUUCAGUAGGAGAGUGGUGCCAUCCCUUUACCGUGCUUGCAGGGAGGCUGUGUUGGGCAGGUUGCGCGCUGCUGGGCCCAGCACCAGUGUACAUUUCACUGCGGAUCUCUGGAUGAGCCGAAGUGGGCUGCACACUGCCUUCAUGUCCCUGACAGCUCACUGGUGGGGGCAUGGGGGUGAGGUGGCCUCUGAAUCUGCUGUAGCUGCACCCAUGUCCUCCCAUGCAUGCAAGCCUUGUUGGGCAGUGUUGCAUGUGGAGGCGAUGGACGCAGACCACAAGUCAGAGGAGCUGGUGGCGGUCAUGGACUGGCAGGUGGAGAGUUGGCUGUCUGGGGAGACAACCCUCAAGCGAGGCUUCAUGGUCACCGACAAUACAGCAAACAUUACUAAGGCGGCCAAGCAGGUUUACAGUGUGCACAUCGCUUGCACUGCACAUACAUUGAACCUGGUGGUGCAGGAUGCGCUUGGGCUUAAGGAGGCGAAGCUCAAGCCCUCUGGGUUUCAGCAAAAUCAGCUGAGUAAGAUUGGGGUAGGUUCAUCCACCACAGGCACUGAUGCUUCCAUAGCCGCUCUUGUGGACCGCUGCCGCAAGAUUGCUGGCCACUUCCACCGGAGCAAAAAGGCAAGGCAUCUGCUCAAGGCCAGGCAAACUGAGCUGGGCCUGCCUGAACACCUGAUACCCCAGGAUUUUCCUACCCGGUGGAACUCCACUUAUCUCUUGCUCCAGCGCCUGCAGGAGCAAGGGCCAGCCCUCCACAUCAUGGUAAAGCAUGGUAGUUUGGAAGUGUGUGACCUGUCCGAUUCAGACUGGAAGCUCAUUGCCGAGCUGGUCUUGGUACUCGAGCCGUUCCAUUCCGCCACAAGCAGCUUGAGUACAGAGGCAGCCACAUUGAGCCAGGCUUUGCCCGUGGCUUUCCUCCUCGAGAAGAACCUGGCCGAGCUCCAGUCUACUCUGACCACUGGGGAAGCAAUUGCCCUGGCAGGUCGGUUGAGGGCUGGGGUAGUUGAGCGGCUUAGGAAACCCUUGGGCUCAUCUGCAUGGCAUGUCUUGGCAUGCAUGUGCGACCCAAGGAUGAAGACAAAAGUUGUGCCCCAUUUGGAGCUUGAAAAGUGGAGGGGCAUCCUUGUUGAGCAUGUCCGGUGUGCAGAGGAGAAGAGGCUAGGGGCAGGCAAGGGUUGUGUUGAGGAGGACAACCAGGAGGAGGGGGCAUGUGCGCAGCCUGGCAGUGCGCAUUCCACCCCCUGCAGCAGUGCAACCACCACUUCUUCCAAGUCCAGCAGUGCAAUUUCUCUGGUGGUGGCACCGGAGGAGUGGCCACCAGUGCCACCUCAGCGUUCCGCCAACUGUUGGUUCACAGAGGGCUUUGAAGAUGCCUUGCCGGGGGAAUCGGAGGAGCCUGCCCCUCAAUGCAGCCGUGCUGAGGAAAGUGUUGCCCAGUACCUGAGUGAGCCGCGGGAAGACAAGGUGAUGGAGCCGUUCCUCUUUUGGGCAACCCAUCGCCAGGUAUGGCCGGACUUGGCAACCGUUGCUGUGUGGCUCCUCUCCUGUCCACCUACCAGGGUCUCGAGCGAGAGGUUGUUCUCCAUGGCCGGGGAUGUGGUGUCUCCUCUCCGUUCACGUCUGGAUGCUGAGUUGGUCGAGCAGCUGGUCUUCUUAAAGGCCAACCUCCCCCUGCUGGACUUCCCCGAGCUGGCCGUGGAGGGCGAGUGACUCGUGUCACCCCCCUAUGCUGCGCCUCCCACACCAUGGCAGCUCAGAAGUUGCAUGCUGCUGAUGUGAAAGACGUUAAGAAUUGCUUGAAAAAGUAGCAUUGAUGUCAAGAUGUGGUUGACGGAUGCCAAUGACCAAUGGUUUUUUUUUUUUUUAAAGAAGGAUGCUGCUUCCAUGCCUGCUGUUGCCGAUGCUGAUGAUGUGUGUUGUUGAUGACCAUGAGUUGCAAUAAAAAUAAUGUUUGCUGUCUGAGACUUUGGUUCCCCCCCCCCCCCCCACACACACACAACCAAGAAGUAAGGACUUUGUGUACCAGGCCAGGCAGAUCCUGAAACAAAGACUCUUGGACUUCGAAAUCCAACAAGAACUUUUUCGAAUCCCUGAUUGUACUAAAAGGAGGCUGGGUUUGAGCAGUUCUAGUUGGGGUCCUGCUGCUUAUUUGAAUGCCUUGAGCUUUACAUGCUAUCAGAGGGCCUUUUUUAGAGCAGACUUGAUAUGUUACCUUCAGCGGUGCUCUCAGAGAGGUUUCUGGGGAUUCCUAGAGAGGAUAGAUUAUGCCCAUGUGGUAUGGGGGAAGUCGAAUCCAUCCAGCAUGUUUUGUUGCGCUGUCCAUUACAUAGAAAUUUAAGAUGUUCCUUACUUACUCCUCUUCUGACACCCUUCCCAGGUUGCUCUGGAGAUUUUUAUGUUUCCUAUCUUCUUGCGGAUAGAACUUUAGAUGUCACCUUUAAGGUGGCUAAAUUCUGUUUGAUUGCAGUACUGUUGCGGCAGCAAGCUUUUCCUUGAUUAAUUUUAAAUUUUUAUUGAUCAUUUGUUUGUGGAUAUUCAUCUAUAUAUUUACAUAUUUCACUUCCUUAUUGUAUUUUUCUAUGCUAUGAGAUGUUUUGUUUAUGUUAUGUUAUGCUGACCUUGGGUCGCAAAUAAAGAACGUAAUGUGA
Hemicordylus capensis (graceful crag lizard) is the source of this 4839-nucleotide messenger RNA. Its product is annotated as zinc finger BED domain-containing protein 4-like. The coding region runs from base 1310 to 3901 and encodes 863 amino acids. Lineage: Eukaryota; Metazoa; Chordata; Lepidosauria; Squamata; Cordylidae. The record is from RefSeq and is a predicted model, not a curated record. Gene Ontology annotation, molecular function: DNA binding; protein dimerization activity. The transcript is spliced from 6 exons.